GCAUGCCAAAAUCUCUUCGUAACGACGAUACACAUGCCACUCCAUUGGUGGAGAAAUUUAUUGUUUUGUUUAAAUCAACGUUUCCAACCAUUCCAAUACUUACAUUGGACGAACGUUUUACGUCUAAAAUGGCUUUUCAAACCAUGAUCGACAGCGGUCUCAAAAAGAAAGACCGACAGAACAAAGCAUUGCCUAUCUUACGCAAAGUAAGUGCAGCGAUUACACCCGAAUAUCCUGAAUUAAAAGAACUACUUUCCAAUAUGUGGGAAACGCUUUAUCAUUCCAAUGGAGUGGGACUUGCAGCACCUCAAAUCAAUCAUGGAAUUCGAUUGUUCUUGGUUGAUAGCUUACAAAUAGUAGAAAAUGCCGAUGAAGAAGAUAAGGAUACUUACAAGGAUGAGAAGCCCAUCAAACAAGUUUUUAUAAAUCCUACGAUUGUAAAACUUGAAGGGGAUGAAUGGAAAUACAACGAAGGUUGCUUGAGUAUACCU
Messenger RNA from Darwinula stevensoni, 491 nucleotides. Lineage: Eukaryota; Metazoa; Arthropoda; Ostracoda; Podocopida; Darwinulidae. The record is from the annotation of a GenBank genome assembly.